CCUCCGAACAUGUUGGCCGAUCAUCCAAGCCUGUCUUUACUUUACUGGAUUGAUGACUAUUUCUUGGUGGCUGGAUCAUGGAGGAAGCAUUUCAUCUGUAUUUAAACAGGAUGCUGUCAACAUGUUCUAUGACAGUGAUCGGCCAGCAGGAGCCGCUGAUGAUAAUGGUGAUUCGCAGGGGGCAGAGACUUCACACAACCCUGCAGAGGAGGGGGAGCCAUCACAUGAAACCCACCAAAUCUCCGAGGGGGAUGGAUCUCAGGAAUAUGCUUCAGUAAACCGAAAACAGGCAGAUCAUACAGCCCAAGCAUCCUCAUCAAAGACCAGCGAACCUUCCCUUCUUUCCAGCAGAGUUCGUCUUAUCACGUGGAACAUUGAUGGUUUAGAUGAGAAAUGCAUAGGACAGCGUACCCGUGCUGUAUGUGAAAUCCUUAAGAGGUAUGCUCCAGAUAUCAUCUUUCUUCAAGAGGUCAUACCAGAGACUUGUAAG
Molecule: messenger RNA, 490 nt
Organism: Acanthaster planci (crown-of-thorns starfish)
Lineage: Eukaryota; Metazoa; Echinodermata; Asteroidea; Valvatida; Acanthasteridae
Product: tyrosyl-DNA phosphodiesterase 2-like
Biological process (GO): double-strand break repair
Cellular component (GO): cytoplasm; PML body
Molecular function (GO): protein binding; 5'-tyrosyl-DNA phosphodiesterase activity; single-stranded DNA binding
Source: RefSeq, a predicted model, not a curated record